GCUUUAUGAAGUGAUAACCUGAUCAUUGUGUUCCUAUGCAAAGAGACAACGGCUCUUAGUAACAGUUAUAGUACCAGAUGUCUUCCAAAAUGAUACCUUCUUUGUAUAGCAGCGGUGGCACCAAUGAUAAUAAAAAGGUUAUUUACUGACAACAAUUGGAAUGGCUCUAUCAAAAUACGACUCAACCCGGGAGACCACCAACCUUGCUCGUGUAGCCCGGAUAAUCCUUGGCCCUUGCACUGACGUACUACGCGCUGUUCUGACCAAUGAGAUGCUUCCAGCUGCAUUGUCACACAAUGUUAAAACUUUCCUUGCCAAUCUCCCUAAACACAGGAAGUCUCCAAUCAAUAAAACACAAGAACUACAAAUUUAUGGCGGCAACUAUUCAAAUUUUGACAUCACGUUGCUCUACAUAGUUCUGCGAAACAUUUGUUCAAUCCCUGAACAUAGACUUAAGUGGGGAAAUAAACCUAGUCCAACUGAUAGGAGUGUGUCAGCUAAUAUAGAGCGAAUUCGUUUGAUUAGAAACACAUAUUACGGCCAUGCUACGGAUUUUGCUAUCAAGGACCCAGAAUUUUUAAACCAAUGGGGCGAGCUCUUUUCAAUAGUGAAAGAGUUGGAGGCGUAUAUUGGAAGCUCUACUGAUUACCAAGAUGCCGUGACAGACCUCAAGUCGUGUUCCAUGGACCCAGACGUAGACCAAAACUUCAUAGACAGAUUAGUACGCAUUGAAGAACUAGAAGAAAGAAUAGAAGCAUUAGAAAGUGCAAAAGUUCCUUAUGCUCUCACAGAUACUUCCGGAUGGCGAGACGAUGACAAAUUGUUUUUAGAAACUCACAACUUUCAAGCGAUGAUUGAAAAAGUGAAAAACCAGCCCUACGUUAUGUUUAUCGGUGUCCCAGGCUCGGGGAAAACUGCUACAGCACGUCACAUCGCCCUCAAACUUCAGGAAGAUGAUGGGUACGACAUUUUGUCGAUUAAAGAUUUGAAAGAUAUUGACACAUAUUGUGUUCAAGAUAAGAAACAGGUGUUUGUUAUUGAUGAUGUGUUAGGCAUUUUCGGGUUAGCAAUGGAUUUAUUAACAUUGUUAUAUAAGUUUAGAGACACUUUGAAUAAUCUUACAAAGUCAAAAACUAAGGUCAUUAUGACAUGUCGGGAGGAAGUGUACAGGAAUAAACAUAUCGCAUUGCUCUCAGAUAACUUUCUGCAAAAUCAUGAAAAUUUAGUAUUGUUACACAGUGAAGAAAAUGCGCUAAAUGAUCAAGACAAACGAGGGUUACUUGAAAAGUAUAAGAUAGAUGUAAAUCUACUGUCCCAAGCUGAUCUUGCAGCAACAUCAAAUAUGUUUCCAUAUCUCUGUAGAUGGUAUAAAGAUUUUAACAACUAUGGUCCAAAGUUCUUCAUAUCACCUGUCCCUGUUAUGUUAGAAAGACUUGAUGAAAUGGAAAUUAGUGAUUCAGUCCAAUAUACUUCACUAGUUUUAUUAAUGCUUAAUCAAAACAAAAUGUCCGAAAACGUUCUGGAGGAAAAUAGUGAGUUCAGUUUCAAAGUAAAGAGGGACAACAUUUUAAAGAUAUGUCAAACUAGAUCAACAACUGAAAGUUUUGAAAUUGUAAAUGCUUUGAAAAGAAUGGAACAAACGUAUACAGGAAAUCGUGGUGGUGAAUUUACAUUUAGUCAUGACUCUAUGUUUGAAAUGGUUGCUUAUCAUUUUGGUCAUCGGAAUCCGAAGCUGAUGUUAGAGUACAUGAGCAGUGACUUCAUUGCCAAUAAUAUCACGGUAAAUGAUGCAUGCACUACAGAACAUGGAAGUCAGAAAACAAAUAGAGAAGACACAAAUAGAGGACAAAACAUAGGACAAGGGAAUGUAAUCAGUUUGUCAAUAAAUUUGAAAGAGGACCAUUACCAUGAUCUUGCUAAACGUCUGUACACGGACAUUAGAAAUGUAGAAUUGUGCAAUGUUUUUGAGAACGAAGUUUUGAAAAACCCGAAAGUGGUCAAGUUUUUAAUUAGAGAAAUUGAGAAAAAAACGUAUGGAGAAAUCAGGACUGUUUUUCUUUCAGAAAAACGAAAAUAUUUUGAAACAAAAAAGAAAACUAAUGACAAUCAAGAAAAUGAAAUCAAACGGCAUACAUGGUUCAUGCCUAACGACUCUCACUUGUUCUUUUAUGAGACUGGACAGCCAUCAGUGAGGGCCAUUAGCUGGGUCAUUUAUAAUGGACAUUAUCAGAUUUUACAGUGCAUAGUUGAUAUGAUUAAACAACAUAAAGGAAAAUUGGAUGAUCUUUUUCUACACUCCUUCAAUAAACCCCACAAUCUUCACUUAGGUGCUAAAUCAAAUAGAAAAUCAAGAAAAUAUAUUUACAGCGACUAUGUGAUUAAAAGAGAAAAUCAUUUACUUCGUCUUGGUUGUUUUAGCGGUGAUCCUACCACUGUACAAAUAUUACUGAAGGAAGUUCAUGAAAAUGUUAGAAAUAAUUUGUAUGAACCACUGGUUAUUGCAUGUUUUAAUGGACAUUUAGGUAUAGUAAAAGAUCUGAUACAAGCAAAGGCUGAUGUGAAUGCAGUGCACAAAGAGGAUGUUACGGCUUUAAUCGCUGCAUGCUAUGGCGGACAUUUGGAUGUAGUGACAGAAUUGAUAAAAGAUGGCGCAGAUGUAAACCAAGCACAAUACACUGUAUACUGGAAUCCACAAGAAAUAGAAUAUGGAAAUGGAAGAACAAUGGAGGUAACUGAAAACUCAGAAGAGUUAAUAACAGCGGGCGCAAAUGUAAAUGUUCAAGAUGGUGUCAUAGCCCCUAUCAAGGCUGCAUGCAUUGCUGGCCACAAUGAGAUCGUUAACGAAUUAAUAAGUGCUGGUGCUGACGUUAAUUUGAAAGAUGGUGAUCAAAUGCCACUAAUAACAGCGGGCAGAAGAGGACAUUUAAGUGUGGUUAAAGAGUUGAUAAAAGCGGGGGCUGAUAUCAAUGUAAUAUACAAAGAUGAAACACCACUAACAAGUGCAUGUCGAGCAAACAGUGUAUGUGUAGUUAAAGAGUUGAUAAAAGCAGGGGCAGAUGUCAAUCAAAAUCAUAAUGGGCCAUUAUCUAUUGCAUGUGAACAUGGAUACCUAGAAAUAACCAUGGAGUUGAUCAAAGCUGGGGUAGAUGUAAAUGAGAAAACUGUAAUAGACAGCCCACUUGCAACGGCAUGUAGGAGUGGACAUGUAGAACUAGUUAAAGUUCUGAUUGAAUCGGGGGCUGAUAUCAAUUUAGAUUCAUCUUUAUGUUAUGCAAGUUAUAAAAAAAUACUACCAAUAGUUGAAUACUUACUGAAGGCAGGGGCUAAUACCGAUCUAAACGAAGCACUGGUUUGUGCAUGCAAUGGGAAACACAGUGAGCAACAAUUAAGUAUAGUUCAGAAACUGGUAAAAGCUGGAGCCGAUGUCAAUUGGGAAGGUGAAGAUUAUGGAUCACCAUUACAAAAGGCAAGUAAGAAUGGACUUCUGAGUAUAGUUAAGGAGUUACUGAAAUCUGGGGCUGACGUAAAUUUAGGGGAAAAACACGAACCACCACUAACAAUUGCAUGCGCAGAAGGACAUUUAAAAGUUGUUAAAGAGUUAGUUAAAGCCGGUGGUGAUGUCAAUUUAGUAACGGAAGUUACAACUCCAUUAACGGUUGCUUGUGUAAAUGGCCAUUCGGAUGUCGUUGAAGAGUUGAUAAUAGCAGAAGCUGAUGUAAAUUUUGGAGAUGGAGAUGCAAGUCCACUUGAAAUUGCGAGUUACAAGGGUCACUAUAAUAUAGUGAAACUAUUAAUAAAGGCAGGGGCUUCUGUCAAUUUAAUCUAUGAACAUAAUUCACCCCUUAUUGCUGCAUGCCACGGUAUGGAUUUAACUACAGUUCAAGAGUUACUACAAUCAGGUGCUAAUGUCAACCUAAAUGUUGAAGAAGAAACACCACUUAAAGCUGCAUGCCUAGAGAGUAAUAUUAACAUCGUUAAAAUGUUGAUUAGAGCUGGUGCUGAUGUAAAUUUAGCUGCUGGGAAACAUUCACCACUGUCAAUUGCGUAUAGAUGUUGUAACCAAGAUGUAAUAAAUGUGUUGAUAGAGGCAGGUGCUGACACAACUCAACCAAGAGACAAAAUCAGUGGGUGUUGCCAAUGUAUAAGUUAAUGUGUAGCAUUAAAGCUGCAUAGAAGAAUACAUUAUGUUGCUGUUGAAAAGUGUAAUUUGUCUAACGAAUUGAUUAUAAUUUACAAACAGUUGAAAAUUUUGACGUAAAAGAAAAACAAAUGUAGUGCAGCAAUGUUACGGCUUACUAUGAUGAUCAUAUCAACGGAUUUAAACGCUCAUAAAACAGGUGCAUCUAUUAAUGCAUAUUGUAUGAUACUAAGAGUGGUGCCAAUUGAGAGUCACGUGAUAUGUUGAUAAUUCUCCCAAAACAACGUCAUAAUAAAAUUUUUAAUAUUGCAAGGGCAAACCUUUAUUUGAAUUAAAAUUUUAAUUGUUAUUUAAAUUUCACUUAUCGAGUUAAUUCUAGAAAAAAGUGCUGCUGCUUCGUAUAGUGAAAUCCUAACUAUACAAAAGCUAAUUUUCUCUGCGGGGUCAAAAAAGAAAAAAAAUCUCUUUACGCUACCACAUAUUAUGGCGUCCAUUGAUAAAAUCUUUUUGCAUUUAUUUUAUUUGAUGUGUGGGUUGUCCCAUCUUUUGAUAAUCAAAAUACACAAAGAAACGAGUUUUUAUUGUCAAAUGAAAAAUUUACAAUCCUCUGAACUACAAUGGGUACAGUGAGAAACCUAUUGGUUUUUCCCCAGUGAUGACGACCCAGGGACAUAAAAUUUUAAAGUAUGGAUUGGUCUCUAGAGUUCAUCUUUUAUUAAAAUAAAUAUCAAAGAUAUAAGCUCCGAUUGAAAUAAGACAUUUGCUUAAUACUUGACGUAUUUAUUGAUUUAUUGUAUAGGGCUCAUCAAAGCAGUAGCAGGUUUUAAUUUAAAAAAAAAUUAUACAUUUUUUUUUCUAAUUUAUACCCAAAAGGUUAUAUUGAUCCAGUAAGUGUAUGCCCUUGUAAAAUGCAGAUUAAGAUAGGCUUCUA
Messenger RNA from Magallana angulata, 5069 nucleotides. RefSeq lists its product as uncharacterized. Gene Ontology annotation, molecular function: protein binding. Bases 161 to 4150 code for a protein of 1329 amino acids. The transcript is spliced from 5 exons. The record is from RefSeq and is a predicted model, not a curated record. Lineage: Eukaryota; Metazoa; Mollusca; Bivalvia; Ostreida; Ostreidae.